ACGCUUUUUACCAAUUGUGUCAAGUCACCUCAAGCCGUGAGUCGGGAACCUACUCCGCAAGUUUCUACGCAUCCCGUCACAGAUAUCCGCGUUCAAGAGUGUGUCUUCAGUGAGAUUUAGCCCAGCUGCUUGCAUGCAGGGAAUGACGACUCAUUUCAAGACAAGCAAAGCUUUAAAGGUCAAGAAGGAGGUGGGCGAAAAUGCCCCAGCGCUCAGUGACGACGAGCUGGUGGCCAUGUCGGUGCGGGAGCUCAACCAGCACCUGCGCGGCCUGACCAAGGAGGACGUGGUGCGGUUGAAGCAGCGGCGACGGACCCUGAAGAACCGGGGCUACGCCGCCAGCUGCCGCAUCAAGCGCGUCACCCAGAAGGAGGAGCUGGAGAGGCAGAAGACGGAGCUGCAGCAGGAGGUGGACAAGCUCGCCCGCGAGAACGCCAGCAUGAGACUGGAGCUGGAUGCCCUGCGAGCCAAGUACGAGGCGCUGCAGUGUUUCGCCCGGACUGUGACCCGCGGGCCCCUGUCCCCGGGCAAGGUGGCCACCACCAGUGUCAUCACUAUCGUCAAGUCCGCCAACCACAACUCCAGCCCGAGCCCUUUCUCAGCUCCCUCCUAGUGCUGACAGGGCUGGGCUCUCCGUAUCCCGCCUGGUCCGUAUACCGGUUGUGACCCAGCCUGAACCCGCCUGCCCCGUGCUGAGAGGAAGCUCAGUAAUUAGACUGAGGGAUGGAGCGGGAUGGCAAGCUCUAUGUGAUGUUAUGCUGCAUUCACUACUCUCUCUCUCCCUCUCCUUCUUUUCUCUUUUACACAAUCUACAUUGUCUGUGCACUGUGCAACCCCACCCCUCCUCACCCCUGACCCCCCCAGCACCGGCAGGGCAUUGGGCCUCUCUGACCCUACCUCCAUGACUGAUAGCAGAGAUUUGCUUUUACUCCAGUGUGAAAGAGUAUAUUACAUGCCCUGCUGCGGCACCACUGACCCGAGACAGCUCUGAUACUUUAUGCUGGUUUCAGAGAUUAACUAGUACCUAUGUGACAGUAAAGCUAUUUGUAAAGCCUAUGCCAAAACGUUAUUUCCAGUCUGUGGAAGCACAUAAUUUCCAGUGUCUCAAUAUAAAUUGAACCAUUGGAGGUGUUGCCUUAAUAGGAUCUAUGAGUGAUCUAUUAUUCAGUAUUCACAUGCAGUUUAUUUAACACAUUAAGGAAGUAUUUUUCCAGUUUUGAGGUUGGGUUGAAAUCUCACAGACACUAUGCAGUUGGUAAUUGACCAAUGUUUAGCUAAAGGGCUCCACUGGUGAUACACUCUAAUACCUGUUUUCCUGGUAGUGCAGUAAAGAUUUAGACUUUCAGUGGUCAGUUGUGCCAGAUAGUUUGUUUAGCAAUUAUAAAGUAAUACUACAGAGAAAGGGAGUCAUUAUACACCAGGUAAGGGCUUGCAUUCAUCAGCUGAUUCUGGUUAAUUGCGUAGUUUUGCUGUUACACUGCAGAACUGUUCAGUAAAAUUCAGCUCCAUGAUGGACUGGUGUAUGCAAGCCUUUACUGGGCCAUAUGGACUCCCCUUUAUAUAUAAUAUUCAAUAGAGAUUUUUUUUCAGAGGCCUAUCUGAUGCUUCAUAACCUUGCUGUCCUUUCAGUUCAUCCUUGAAGCUCUUGUGCAAGUGUUUUGGUUGAGAAAUUGUUUCAUGUUUAUCAGCAUAAUAUCAGCAACGUUAAUGCAAAUCAAGGGGGCUGAAAACUGUUUCUCUCUUCAAAAAAUUCAAGCCCUUCUUGCACAGUUAAGUAAGUUGUGAAACACACAGGAAGCUGUUGCUGCAUGUAAUUUUUUUCCACGGAUAUCUUUUCAUCCCUUUUUGACAAGGCAAAAGCUUACCAUUUCUGCUUCCAGUUUUGCAGAAAAACAAAAUUAGUUGUGUUUUCUCCCAACAGACUGAGAGGACAUUCUAAAUCAGAUAGACAUAUAUAUAUAUAUAUAUAUAUAUAUACAUAUAUAUAUAUAUAUAUAUAUAUAAACA
Messenger RNA from Myripristis murdjan (pinecone soldierfish), 2007 nucleotides. It is a transcript of the gene mafk, whose product is annotated as v-maf avian musculoaponeurotic fibrosarcoma oncogene homolog K. Lineage: Eukaryota; Metazoa; Chordata; Actinopteri; Holocentriformes; Holocentridae. Gene Ontology annotation, molecular function: DNA-binding transcription factor activity, RNA polymerase II-specific; RNA polymerase II cis-regulatory region sequence-specific DNA binding. The transcript is spliced from 3 exons. Gene Ontology annotation, biological process: regulation of transcription by RNA polymerase II. Bases 134 to 613 code for a protein of 159 amino acids. Gene Ontology annotation, cellular component: nucleus. The record is from RefSeq and is a predicted model, not a curated record.